AAAAAAAAACAGAGAGAGAGAGAGGGGAAAAUAAAUCGCCCACAUGCGCUGGAAUAACAGGAUCUGGGAAAAGAAGAAGAAGAAAAAGGUGUUGAAGUUUUUCCAUUCAGUGCGGGGCUCUGUGGCUGGGGGAAGAUGGCGGACUGGAGGUGAUCGGCGAGGCUCGGGUUCUGAUUUAGUCUCUUCUCCCGAUUCUCCUCCUCCCCCCGUGCGGCCAGAGUUCUGCGAUCGGACACAUGCAGGCCAAAAAACGCUACCUUCUGUUGUCAGCCGGCGCCGCUGUGUUGUUGCUCGUCUACCUGGCAGGAGUGCGGUUCGGCCGGCUGUCCGCGGCGAGGAGGCAGAGCCGGCGGUGGGCUGCGGCCGAUGGCUCCCCGUCGGCUCCCGACCGCUGGCCCGAGUGGUCCAAUUCACUGCAGAGUUUCUCGGUCGGGGACCAGCCCGAGAAUGAGGAGUUCAGUCAACGCGGCUCCCCCCGGCACAAGAGGGAGAUUCACACCAGUGUCUACAAGGGCAAGAAGUGCCGCAUGGACUCUUGCUUCGACUUCUCUCUCUGUCACAAAAACGGUUUCAAAGUCUACGUCUACCCGCAGCAGAAAGGGGAGAAAAUGUCCGAAAGUUACCAAAACAUCCUGACAGCCAUCGAGAACUCUAAAUUUUAUACCUCGGACCCGAGACAGGCUUGUCUCUUCGUGCUAAGUUUGGACACUUUAGAUCGCGAUCAGCUUUCGCCUCAGUACGUACAUAACCUAAAAACUAAAGUUCAGAGUCUGUACUUGUGGAACAAUGGCAGGAACCAUUUGAUUUUUAAUCUCUAUUCUGGAACUUGGCCCGAUUACACGGAGGACCUGGGAUUCGACAUCGGCCAGGCGAUGUUAGCUAAAGCCAGCAUCAGUACUGAAAAUUUUAGAAGCAAUUUUGACGUUUCCAUACCGCUCUUUUCUAAAGAGCACCCAAGGACCGGAGGCGAGAAGGGUUAUAUGCUUUUCAAUAACAUCCCUCCCCUGAGAAAGUACUUACUGGUGUUUAAAGGGAAAAGGUAUUUGACUGGCAUAGGUUCUGAUACCAGGAAUGCCUUAUAUCAUGUCCAUAACGCAGAGGAUAUUGUCCUCUUAACAACCUGUAAACAUGGAAAAGACUGGCAGAAACAUAAGGAUGCCCGCUGUGACAAAGACAACAGUGAAUAUGAGAGGUAUGAUUAUCGUGAAAUGUUACACAAUUCCACCUUCUGUUUGGUUCCACGUGGCCGUAGAUUGGGAUCUUUCCGGUUUCUGGAGGCUUUACAGGCUGCAUGUAUUCCAGUGAUGCUAAGUAAUGGAUGGGAGCUGCCAUUUUCAGAAGUAAUUGACUGGAACCAAGCUAUUGUCGUUGGGGAUGAAAGGUUAUUGCUGCAGAUACCUUCAACAAUAAGAUCUAUUAACCAUGACAAAAUCCUAGCACUUAAGCAACAGACACAGUUCUUAUGGGAAGCAUAUUUUUCUUCAGUUGAGAGGAUAGUAUUGACUACAUUAGAAAUAAUUCAAGAUCGAAUUCUUAACCAUAUAUCUCGCAAUGGUUUAAUUUGGAAUAAACCUCCAGGGGGAUUAUUUAGUCAACCACAGUAUUCAACGCAUCUAGGAGAUUUUCCUUUUUAUUAUUCUUAUUUAGGUAUAAAGCCUUCAUCUAAGUUUACUGCGGUUAUCCACGUAGUGACUCCGCUGGUUUCGCAGUCACAGCCAAUAUUAAAGCUCCUAGUAGCUGUUGCUAAGUCCCAAUAUUGUGCCCAGGUUAUUGUGUUAUGGGACUGUGACAAACCUUUGCCAGCCAAACAUCGGUGGCCCUCCACUACUGUCCCUGUGUUGGUAAUUGAAGGGGAAAAUAAAGUUAUGAGUAGUCGUUUUCUUCCCUAUGAUGCCAUCAAUACGCAUGCAGUACUUAGCCUUGAUGAAGACACUGUUCUUUCUACCACUGAGGUGGAUUUUGCCUUCAUUGUGUGGCAAAGCUUCCCUGAAAGAAUUGUGGGAUACCCAGCUCGCAGUCACUUCUGGGACAGCACAAAAGAAAGAUGGGGUUACACAUCUAAAUGGACCAAUGAUUACUCUAUGGUCCUAACAGGCGCUGCUUUCUACCAUAGGUACUACCAUUACCUGUACACUCAUUAUCUGCCUUCCAGUCUAAAAAACAUGGUGGAUCAACUGGCCAACUGUGAAGACAUAUUGAUGAACUUCUUGGUUUCAGCUGUCACCAAGCUGCCUCCUGUUAAAGUCACUCAGAAAAAACAGUAUAAAGAGACAAUGAUGCAGCAGUCCUCUAGAGCUUCCCGAUGGGCUGAUCCUGAUCAUUUUGCUCAGCGACAAACCUGCAUGAACACAUUUGCAACUUGGUUUGGAUUCAUGCCUUUGAUCCACUCCCAGAUGAGACUAGAUCCAGUUCUCUUCAAAGAUCAGGUCUCCAUACUGCGAAAGAAGUAUCGGGACAUUGAACGGCUCUAAUGACUCAUUGAUUGUUGGACAGCACUCUGAUUAAAGCCAGCUUAAAGAACACCCCUCCUGAGCUCAGCAAAUAAUGUUGUCCAAGGUGACUAAGAGCAGUUACUCCUUGAUGAACCUGUCAGACUGACUGAAGAGGAUUUCUGCUAUCAGCUUAUUGACUAACAGAUCUAUAUGACCAUUAGGAUUUUUAAAAAUCGUUUUAUCAAUCCUGUGUAACAGGUCUAAUACCUUUUCAGGAGGAAUAUAAAUUCAAAGUCCAUGAAUUGAAAGUGUGAAAGUCAAUGAAUAAUUAUUUCAUCUGCACUGUGAAGAACCAAGUGAAACACUAUUCAGUUGAUCAUAAACGCGUCUUAAAUUUUGGUCUGAACUUAUCUUAAAGCUUAUUUUUACCACUUAAGCUAAAUACGAGUUAGGAAAACUGAAUUAUGUUUUGGAAUGUGUAAUCAUCUGACUUGUAUAGGAAUGGGCACUAAGGCAGUUGUGACUAAUGAACGUGCGGUUGGGUUUCACCAAUAAUGUCUGCCAUGUUUACUAUUAGCAUGUUUACUAUUAGAAUUCCAUCCUCAUCAGCUGUGGGGAGGGGGGUGGGGGGUUGGGG
Molecule: messenger RNA, 3069 nt
Organism: Hemiscyllium ocellatum (epaulette shark)
Lineage: Eukaryota; Metazoa; Chordata; Chondrichthyes; Orectolobiformes; Hemiscylliidae
Product: exostosin-1-like
Exons: 11
Coding region: 237-2471 (744 amino acids)
Cellular component (GO): membrane
Molecular function (GO): glycosyltransferase activity
Source: RefSeq, a predicted model, not a curated record